AUGGAGCAAUAUUCUAGGCUCAAUGCAGUGGAAAUUCAUGGAAUCCCUGAGGAGAAAAAUGAAGAUGUUAUCAGCAUCGUUAAGGAAGUGGGGAAGGCGCUCGACAUGACGAUCUCCGACACCAUGAUUGACGUCUGUCACCGACUAGGGAGGAGAACCGACCCAAACAGACCACCCCCAGGAAUCAUCGUGAAAUUCGUCAGACGCCUGGACAAGGAGGAACUUCUCAAGAAACGACGAGUCAAGAAUAACCUCUCAACAAGACACAUGAACAUGGGGACCGACCAACCUGUCUACAUAAAUGAGGCGCUGUCACCGGCAAAGAGGAGGCUGUUUGCAGAGGCUCGGCAACUCAAAAAGGAGAAGAUGUACAAGUUCCUGUGGGUUCGUGGAGGCAAGAUUUUCAUGCGCAAAGACGAAGAAUCUACAUCAAUCCAGGUGACCUGCAAAGCUGAUUUUGCAAGUUUGUAA
Molecule: messenger RNA, 471 nt
Organism: Homalodisca vitripennis (glassy-winged sharpshooter)
Lineage: Eukaryota; Metazoa; Arthropoda; Insecta; Hemiptera; Cicadellidae
Exons: 1
Coding region: 1-471 (156 amino acids)
Source: RefSeq, a predicted model, not a curated record